Messenger RNA from Acyrthosiphon pisum (pea aphid), 5628 nucleotides. RefSeq lists its product as uncharacterized. The record is from RefSeq and is a predicted model, not a curated record. The transcript is spliced from 8 exons. Bases 564 to 2837 code for a protein of 757 amino acids. NCBI's taxonomy places the organism in Eukaryota, Metazoa, Arthropoda, Insecta, Hemiptera, Aphididae.
CGUUCCUCCCGCUGAUAAUCGCGUCCGAUUCUCCGUUCGGAGCCGCUCGAUUGCCAGUCGCACCGGUCGUCGCGCGCGCACACCGUCUCUGCCUCUCUCACUCGCUCGCGCAUCACCGCCGCCGCCGCCGACGUCGCCGCCGCCGCAACCGCUACCGUCACCGAUACAGCUGUGCGUCGUCUCUACCGCGGUUCCGUCCGUGUGCGUCGCGCCGCCCGUCCCGUCCGCAACCGAACAGACGUACAAUAUAAAUAAUAACAACAACAACAGUACUCACAACCACGACAAUUAUUAAGUCUCACUGCGAGCGUACCGUGCUGGGGCUGCUUUGGACCAACGGCUACGCCCGAUCCGAUAUCAUACCGAGCCACACAGUCGAGUGACGAAGAACACGACUGUACCAUACGUGUACUACUGCAGGAGGUACCCGAGGUUUAGUGUGUGUGUGUGCUGGGAAACUCGAUUUGAGGACACGCCACUGCCAGGAAGCGAUCAACCGACCGCGGGCAGAGGAGCGAUACUGUGCCGGUCGUCCACGCGUGCCGUAACCGUCGCCGGUGGUAAUGGGCAAGAAGGGCAAAAAGACUAGAUGGCGGGAGCUGCCUAUCACCCUGGCGGAUAAACCUUAUGCGGCUGUCGAACAACAAUCGUCCGGCCGUCACGCGACGGACCAGAAACCGGCGAAUUUCGCCGCGGCGGCAGGCAGACGAAGUCAUCACACUCAACACCAAACUGCGUACCAACAGCAUCAGUUGCCGAACCGAAAUAAUAAUUCAACGGGUGUCGGUCCACAGAAUAAUCACGUGGAAUCUUCGACCGUCACGUUUAACGAGGAUGAAUACACAAAGAUAACAACGCCUAGACAAGACGUUUUGUUCAAAAAAGGUUACUUGGGAAGACGCAAGCACAGUAGUGUACCAGUCAUUACUGAAGUUUUAAAUGAAAAUGAAGACGGUGUUUCAAUUGAUAUCAACCCUUUGGACGAGUUGUGUGCUUACGGUGAAUAUGUUGACCCGUCUAUGAUGUACAUUCUUAAUGGCGGCGGAUACGAGAUCUACGAUCCGUACACCGGUGUGGCGACCAGGCUGAUGGGACCUCCACCUGGUCAUUUUCCGCCUGUCGGACAUCCGAUGCUGUACCAGCCGAUGCCGAUGCAACCCGUCGACUGGUACAACCCUUCGAACGCAACUUCCGACUGGAUAUCCGGUGGUGCCGUUUACCAGCCGAAUAACAGAUACCACAAGAGAUCAACGACUGCCGACGCUCAGCAGAACGGCAGUGCUCAGAGUUCAGAAGUGGGAAUCGGUGGUACCCAGGAAUCGAGUCUGGACGAUCAGCAGAGUUUAUAUCAGUCAAUGCAGCCAUAUAAUAUGUACCCCGGAUAUAUGUUUGGCGCUCCUAUGUACAAUUAUAAUGGUGUAAGCAUUCAAGUUCCACAACCACAGUCUCCUCCUUCGCCUUCAAUUAGUUGUGAUUACACCAACGGAAAACGGCGUAAGAAAAAGAAGCGUAGAAAGCGUGGAGACGUAACUGAUGAAUAUUCAGACUCUAGUUCGGAAGAACAAAAAAGUCAAUCAGGUGCUAGUUGUGACCUCGUGCUGGACUCGGAAAAGACCUCUGAUUCGGGUGUGCUGACAAACAAUAGUGGUGGUUCGACACCUGUGAAUGUCAUACCCGUCCAGUUGUCCCACACCGCACCACCGUUUCAUAUGGAAUGUCCACCACCAUUCGAGAUACUGCACGGAACACCGAUACUCGUUCACCAUCAUCCGGAUCAAAUGGCCGCAUAUUACCAACCAAUACCACAAUACGCGGAGCAAUUAGCCCCAAUUGGUUACCAGGUUAUACCUGAAGAACAAGCUGAAGCAGUAGAGAUCACCGAUGACCAACCAGAUGCCGAACCGGCUCCUAGCUAUUCAGCAGAAAACUCUGACUCGGGCAUUAGCUCUCCGAACAGUGAAGUAAUGGUCAAAGGGUCUACAGAAAAUAAACAUGAAAAACCACAAACUGUUAGUGGCAGCAGUGGCCAGCCGGCGACUAAAAAAAGUAGAAAUAAGAAGAGCAAACAGCGAGAAAAAGCUACUACAGAAUCAGUCAUUAAGACGAAGAGUAAAGACUUACCGAAAAAUCAACACGAAGGAAGUAAGAAAUCGUCGAAAAUUGCUAAAGAACCGGCCAUUAUAAAAAAACUAAACGCCAAAAAGAACAAAUCUAGGCCAGAACAAGAAAAAUUAGAAACUACAAAGCCACUCAAAGAGGAUCAAUCUAAACCAGAGAUAGAAAACAUUUCAGAAGAAAUUAUUCAGUUGUCUAUCAGCCCGGAGACAGAGUGGAUCCAAGAAGAAGAAUUCUGUUCGUUGGAAUGCACUCCCAGGUCUACAACAGACCAUAUUCAAUUUAAAUUCACCAAGACACAAUCCCUUGAUUCGUGUGAAUCCGUGGAAGAGGAAACGUUUGCGACGGCGGUGAACACUGGAAAUUCUGAUACGGAAAACGAAAUCAGACAGGACGAAGUGGGAAAACUCGAAUUGGCAUCACCUAUCAACGCAGCAGCAGCAGCCCCGGGACCGAUUACGGAAGCCGUGACGAAAUGGUUAAACGAUCAGGGUGGCUUGGUGUUAUCCCCGUGCUUAGACGAUUCGGGAACCGAUGAAGGCGAACUCAGCGAAUACGACGAUUUCGAAGAACACCUAAGUACGACUAGUCCAAAAAACGUGCAAGGCAACCCUUACCCUGCGCUGUCUCGUAGUGACGGGUCAAGGGUUGCUGGUUCUUCAUCUCACGAUCAACGACAAAGCGGACUAAUAUCCAGUGGCAUAUGUUGUUUAACUCAAUAAUUAUUUAGGCAAGGUCAUUAUAUUUAAAACAAUAUAUACGUUGUAAUUAUUUACGGUAAAACCUGUACAAAAAAAAAAAAGUAAUACUAUAAGGACACUACUUACAGGGCAUGAGAAAUUCGCGUACAAUGUUUGACCUCUUGAAAAUUAGGCCCUCUGUACAGUUCCUCAGGCAUACAAUAAAAAUUAACAAAUUAAUCACUUCUUUGAAUAGUCUUUUUUAAUAUAUCUCAUUCUAAGUUAAGUUUUCAAUGCUAUAAGAAAAGAAAAAUUUGCAUUUAAAUUCAUUUUAAAUGAUUAUUUUUAGAUCGUUUCAUUAUUCAUAUAAUGCAAAUUUUUCUUUCAUUUUUAUAAACCAUGGAAAUUUGGUGUAAUUAUGAGACUGCUUUUUGGAUCUCCUCUUCAGGAGUAAUUUGUUAAUAAGUUCAUUAUAAAAUUUGUUAAUCGUUAUCAUUAAUAUAAAAUAUUUUUGUCGUUAACAAUCAAGUUUAAAAAUGGCAUAAAAAUUAAAUAUAUAUAGUAGUCAUAAAAGAAAUAUUGUUAUCUUUGAUUUGCAUGUUUAUAUGGAUAUGAAUGGGUUUGGUAUCUCUGAUCUUAAUUUAAAGUAAUGAAAUGUUUAACACUGACAGUCAACAUUAUUAUAAUACCUAUAACACUGUUAUUUUUGUAAUGUUUAUUACCUAUAGACUAUAAUAUUAUAUUACUUACCUGUCUAUUGCAGAGAUCAAACAAAUUGUAUUUAAAAAUAAAAUAAAUUUGGAUUUUCUGUUACUCCCUGCUUAAGUAUUACAAUCACAGUUUUUCGAAUUGACUGUUCGAUUUUAAUAUUGGAUUUGCUAUACAAACCAUUAUCCGUUAUUUGAGUAUAUAUAUAUAUAUAAAUAUUCAGGAGGACGAAGUUGUAUGGUCCCAUUAAGAGUCAUUAAUAUGUAUUAUAAGAAAAAAUUACUUAAUUGUAUUGGGAUUUACUAGAUAUUAGCAAUCUCAGUAACGCUCAACUACUAUUUACUUUAUUUCAAAACUUCAUAAAUAUAUACACGAAAUAACUUGUUGAUUAUUUUAAUUAGAUUCCGAAAUGGUCAGAUUAACCGUAAAAGUUAGAUAUAUCUAAUAGGUACUAUAAUUUAGAAUACUUAGCGUGUAAUUUAUCGUAAGUAGUAUACGUAAGAUAACAAAUAGUAAUUAUAGUAGCCGAUAACAACGGUAUUGUCUGAAUUUGGUGCUUAUACUUAAAAAAAUGAUACUACAAUUUUAGUUUAACUUUAAUAAUAUGUAGCUAAUAUGUAAAAGUUGAUUAAAAUAAAAACAAUACAUUAUUAGUUUAAAUUGUUUGGGUGAUAUUUAAAUGUGCAUAGUAUGAGGCUGCCUGGAUAUUACUGUUGUGUUAUUAUAUAGAAAUUUAAUUUGUUAUGAAAUAUUUGAUAAUUGGUUUAGGGUGUUCCACAUAAUAUAUAGUGUUUUAUAAAACAUUAUUUUUUCAAAAACAAUAUUAUCAUUGAUAUUUUUAUGAUAUGCAAAUGUUUAAUUUUUAAAGGUAAAUAUUAAUAAUAUAAUGUCCCCAUAAUAUCCAUAACUUUGUUCUUAAAUAAAUGGGUGUAAUUUAUACCUAGGUACUUUAAAAUUUUAAAUAAAUUUAAAAAAAUGUUAUGUCUUGAUGUCUUAUACACAUACUCUUCCAGAUUUUUCAGACUAUACCCCACCGUAAAAUAAUGUUAAUGAUUAAGAUUUUAGUUCACAGUUGUUACAAAAUAAAAUUGGUUGUACUUUAUGCAUCUAUAAGCAAAACUUCCUGGCAUACCUAAUUGAUGUAAGCCAGGAUAAUAUUAACAAUAAAAAUAAAUGUACAUCCAUUUUUUUCUGUUAAAUAUUUAGAAAAUAUAGAUAAAAUAUGUUAUUUUUUUUUUUUUAAGUAGCCUAUUAUUAUUGUUAUUUGACAACGACAUUUUCUUCUUACCGAAGAUGACGUAGUUAUUAAAAAAAUUAAUUAGACGUAAUAAUAUGUAAUGCUGAAUUAUUAUGAUAAUUUGAAGUAAAAUAACAAUAAUAUGUGUCUAGCCGUUUAUUUACACAUAAAUAAAGCAGUCAGUAAUAUUGUAUGACAACAAGUAGUGUGUGUAUGUAUACAUGUAAUUUCCAAAUAUAAUCGUUGUAAUAUGGUCCGAUAAUAACCGAUUUGAAAUUAUAUUAUACCCACACAUCUACCUACCUAUAUUGUAAUACUAUUAAUGCACCAACUAAAUUAUAUCAACACAUAAAAAAUCAGUAUUAAGCCAAGGAUAAUAAUAUGUUAACGUUUACUAUUAUAUACAUUUUUUUUUACAUACUUAUUACAUAGAUAAUACCCAUAUUAUGAAAUAUCUAUAGUAUAACAAUAAUAAUAUCAUCACCCCCAUUCCCCGGUCUGGUUUGGCUUAAUUUGUGCAAGAAUAUAAUAUUAUGUCUGUUUAUAUAUAAAUAAAUAAGUAUAUAUAUAUGGUUUGUGUGUAUAUAUAUUUAUUUAUAAUUACAAUAUAUUGUAUUACUAUUUUGUUAUGCAACAUGCUACAAGUUUAGGCUUUUGAUAAUUAAGUGCCUUAGGUCAUUCCUUUAUAAGCGAAAUUAUUCGAAACGGAAUUUGUUUUGUUUUCGUUCAUCAACAUCGCGUCACUUUGUCUCGUACAUAAGACAUUGAAGAUUGUUAAUUUAUGAUUGUGUACUGGUUGAUAUAUGCAUGCUAACUAUAUUUUACUUUCCAAUGUUUGGGGGAAAAAAUAGCAUAUUUAAUGUUUAUUAAAUAAAUAUAUGAACCAAA